AUGAAGUUCAGCGUAGUCCUCUCCGCCUUGGGCUUGGUAGCCUCUGCUGCCGCUGCCUCGCUCCAGCAGGUCACCAGCUUCGGCUCAAACCCCAGCAACGUCAAGAUGUUCAUCUACGUUCCCGACAAGGUCGCAGCCAACCCCGCCAUCGUCGUCGCUAUCCAUUACUGUUCCGGCUCUGCAAAGGCCUACUUCAACGGCAGCCCGUACAAGACGCUGGCCGAUCAGAAGGGCUUCAUCGUCAUCUACCCUGAGUCGCCUUACUCUGGCACCUGCUGGGAUGUCUCUUCCAAGGCGACCCUGACCCACAACGGCGGGGGUAACAGCAACUCCAUUGCCAACAUGGUUACUUACGCCUUGAACAAGUACAAAGGCGACAAGUCCAAGGUUUUCGUUACGGGAUCUUCGUCUGGUGCCAUGAUGACCAACGUUAUGGCUGCAACCUACCCUGAGCUCUUUGCUGCUGGUAUUGUCUACAACGGCGUGCCUGCUGGUUGCUUCUAUACCGGCUCCGUCGACGGCUGGAACAGCACCUGCGCGCACGGUAAUGUCAAGCAGACCGCCGCUCAAUGGGCCCAACAGGUGUACAACGCCGACCCUAACUACAAGGGGUCGCGUCCUCGUAUGCAAAUCUACCACGGCAGCAUUGACACCACUCUGUACCCGGCCAACUACCAGGAGACAAUUAAGCAGUGGUCCGGCGUCUUCGGCUACAACGCGGACAAACCCACAAGCUCCAAGCAGAACACCCCUCAGACUAACUACCGCACUGAUGUCUUUGGUGACCACCUCACAGGUGUGUGGGCGGUUGGUGUCGGACACACUGUGCCGAUCCGUGGUGCCGAUGACAUGAAGUUCUUUGGCCUGUAA
Molecule: messenger RNA, 870 nt
Organism: Colletotrichum spaethianum
Lineage: Eukaryota; Fungi; Ascomycota; Sordariomycetes; Glomerellales; Glomerellaceae
Product: acetylxylan esterase A
Exons: 2
Coding region: 1-870 (289 amino acids)
Cellular component (GO): extracellular region
Molecular function (GO): hydrolase activity
Source: RefSeq, a predicted model, not a curated record